Messenger RNA from Pogoniulus pusillus (Red-fronted tinkerbird), 5577 nucleotides. RefSeq names its product solute carrier family 35 member F1 (gene SLC35F1). NCBI's taxonomy places the organism in Eukaryota, Metazoa, Chordata, Aves, Piciformes, Lybiidae. The record is from RefSeq and is a predicted model, not a curated record. Gene Ontology annotation, biological process: transmembrane transport. Gene Ontology annotation, cellular component: membrane. The transcript is spliced from 8 exons. The coding region runs from base 412 to 1668 and encodes 418 amino acids. Gene Ontology annotation, molecular function: transmembrane transporter activity.
GCAGGAGCGGCCGCCGCCGCACACCGCUUCUCCGAGGGGGCUUCGUUGCCGCCGCCGGAACGGGCCGGGUUGAGCUGCAGCGACAACCGUGCGCUGGGCGGCGGCGAGCGGGAAACAAAGGGAGAUCGAGGCAGCGGUGGCGGCUCCGCCGGAGGGAGCCAGUGGCUAGGCGCGGGGGCUGUGGGAGGAGGAGGAGGAGGGUCGCCCAACUGCUGCCACUUCGUCGACCGUGAGCGGCAAGUCGCUGGCGGCGGCAGCCCGCCCCUCGCUGCAUGGCAGCCCAGUGAGGGAGGAGCGGGCGAGGGUCUGGCGCUGCCCGGAAGCCGAGGGAGCCAGCGCCGGCGGCAGCAGCGCCCGCCGCUCUCCCGCCGGGAUGCUCCCCGCUCUCCGCUGAGGCGCAGCCCCGCCGCGAUGCUCUCGCCCGAGCGCCACCACCACCACCGCCACCCGCCGCCGCCGCAGCCGCCGCCGCCGCCGCACCACCCGCCGCAGCCCAGCCAUGUCGUGGCCACCAUCGAGAACCUGCCGGCGGAGGGCGGCAGUGGCGGCGGCAGGAGCGGCAUCUCCGCUCCCUCCUCCAGCGUGCGCCAGAGGAUCAGGAAAGUGCUGAACAGGGAUCUCUUGCUGUCUGUGGCGCUUGGCCAGGUCCUCUCCCUCCUCAUCUGUGGCAUUGGUCUCACAAGCAAGUAUUUGUCAGAAGAUUUCCAUGCCAACACACCUGUUUUUCAGAGCUUCCUCAAUUAUAUCCUUCUGUUCUUGGUCUACACAACAACACUGGCUGUCAGACAAGGAGAAGAAAACUUGCUGGCAAUUUUGAAAAGGAGAUGGUGGAAGUACAUGAUCCUGGGGAUAAUAGAUAUAGAAGCCAAUUACUUGGUAGUCAAAGCUUAUCAGUACACCACUCUUACUAGUGUACAGCUCCUAGACUGCUUUGUCAUCCCAGUGGUGAUACUGCUCUCCUGGUUCUUCUUACUGGUACGAUACAAGGCAGUACAUUUCAUUGGGAUCGUGGUCUGUAUUCUGGGCAUGGGCUGCAUGGCAGGAGCGGAUGUCCUGGUUGGGAGACAGCAAGGAGCAGGUGAAAAUAAGCUGAUAGGGGAUCUCUUAGUACUGGGAGGAGCAACACUCUACGGCAUCUCAAAUGUUUGUGAGGAGUAUAUCGUCCGAAACCUGAGCCGAGUGGAAUUCCUGGGCAUGAUUGGACUCUUUGGCUCCUUCUUCAGUGGAAUUCAGCUUGCAAUCAUGGAACACAAAGAGCUGCUGAAGGUUCCCUGGGAUUGGCAAAUAGGCUUGCUGUAUGUUGGUUUUAGUGCCUGUAUGUUUGGCCUCUACAGCUUUAUGCCAGUGGUCAUAAAGAAAACCAGUGCUACUGCUGUCAACCUCUCCCUGCUCACAGCCGACUUGUACAGCCUCUUCUGUGGAUUAUUCCUCUUCCACUACAAGUUUUCAGGACUGUACCUGCUGUCGUUCUUCACUAUCCUUGUUGGGCUGGUGCUCUACUCCUCCACAUCCACCUAUGUAGCCCAGGAUCCUCGAGUGUACAAGCAGUUUCGAAACCCUUCAGGACCUGUUGUAGACCUGCCAGCCACUGGCCAGCUGGAGCCUUCAGUAACAUAUACCAGCCUGGGGCAGGAGACAGAAGAGGAGCCUCGUGUCAGAGUUGCUUAAGCCCAGGGCUGUCGAUCGACUGCUGAUGAUUCAGUGGAGCUCGUGUAUCCAUUAUCUCUGUAUUGUACAUAGAGAAAGGUAUUUACCAGGUGCAGUUACACUGCUGAGCUGCAAGGUAGCAAAUAAGGAAAGCUGAUAAAAAUACAAAUGGGUCGUUCCAAGGCAUUCAUUGCAAGGAGAUGCCAGUCCCUCGUUUAUGAUAGGAGCAGCAUGUUUGCAACGCAACCUGCUGCACAUGAAUCAGUGUCACACUACCUGUGAAAGAUAUUCAAUACAUACACUGAAAUUGCAAAAAGAAAUUCAUAGAAGGUUGCUUCUGCAUCCACUGAGUGAUACUAUGCCUAGGCCACACUAGUCGUGGAAAAGACACCUUUUUGCAGCAAAUACACUGUUUGUUUCUCCCUAAGACUUGCUUGUACAAGAUAGACUGGGUUGCUCGUGGUAGCAGCGCCCUGACAUGUUUGUGCUAGCACCUUGGAUUUGGUGAGGGAAAGACCAUGAAAUCAUCCCUGCUGUCUGGUUGCCCUUUCUAGGUAAUCUGUUCCAUGAAUCCAGAGGAGGGACAACUUACAAUAUCUGUCUCUAUUCUAGGAAUAGGUAUAAGGUGAGCAUUUUAGCCUUUCUAUAUUUGCAAAAGUCAAGUAUUCAAGCAUUGACCUCUCUAUGAUCCGUGGCAGAUUUCCUAGCAGCUGAGGUUCUGCGUCGGGUGACAGGGAGUUAGCUUCUCUGUAGUGAUGGCUUAACACAGACUUCUUUUUCAAUUUUAAUCUGUUUUAAAAAAGGAAAAAAAAUCAAACAAAAAGUGUUUUCUAGUUUCCUAUCUAUUGUACCUCUCCUUAGUAAGGCGACACAUCACACGGAUCAGGGCACUUAUUUUAGCUGCUCAGUGCAUCGAGGGCGCCUUCUGCUGUUCCACUUUGCUUAGUCUCCUUGUGGUUCAUUAUUCUAACAACAGCUAUUUAGAAAUGUGUCAGGUUUUCACCAAAACCCUUCCAAUUGUAAAAAUCAGGAAGAUUAAGUGAGGAAUCCCUGAGCAGAAAGACUGGACCAUCUGCUGGUAUUGCUGCAGCAGCACAAAGGCAGUGAUAUCCACAGGGUGCAGGCAAUUAUCAUAUUUCAUUAAGUAGAAAACUAGCAGAAGAAUUGAAGAGUUUUCUUAACAUUCAUGGGGACAUGUGAAAAUAGUAAGAGUGUGCUCCAUGGCUGUGCUUCUGCUCCAGGAGCCAUCUAAGGAUGCAGAGAAAUCGUAGUCACCACCACAAAAAAGCAUCUCUGCCUGUGUAUUUGCUCUUCUGAGGGCAAAUAAAAGGAGAUUGUUAUUUCAGCAUCUAUCAUCUAUUUCUUUAAUUUAAAAUUAAGGAAGAAGAAAUGCUCUUAUGCCUAAGAAAUAGGAGAGGGAUUCAGGAGAGCCUGGUUUUAUUCACUGGUCUGCCACAUCUCUGCAUGAUCCUAGGGCAUCGUUUACCCUCUGUGUGGCUGUUUCCCAGUCUGUAUAUAUGGGAAUAAUGAUCUUUUACCUACCUCACAGGGGUGCUAUGGGACCAAGUUAUUUUUAAAUGCUUCAGGAUCUUCAGAAGGAGGAAGUUUAAGAAAUGCACAAUAGUGGUGUAGAAGUGCAUAUACAUUGUAUUCAAAAAUGGAUUUUACAGCAGGACUGAGGAAUAUUUUGCUUGGGGGCAUAGAAGAUGAAUUUGAAUCGUUACUCUGCUGAAGAAAUCUGUCUCCAGCAAAAAUGUAGGGCGUCAUGUUUGAGAAAUACAACUUACCUGUUUUUAUUUAAAAGAGGGGAAAGGGAAAAAAAAUCAAUCUGUGCUCUUGAGAUUAGAAAGGCCACGAGUUCAACCACGCAGGAUGAAUUUCUGCUGAGGCGACAUUCAUCUUUUCGAGCCCUGUUCUGCUGGAAUAUAGAAAGGACUCCCCUGAAGAAGGCUGGAGUUAGUGUGUGUGCAUAAAGUGGCAAAUGCCAGAACGCUAUUGAGCAGCAGAAGUAUGUUCUAUCUUACUCUUCUUGUGGAGGAGGAGGAGAGGCAAUUUCUGUCCCACUGUGCUUAGGCUGUCUGCCACAAUCCUGCUGCAGCUGAGGGAAGGGUUUGCAGCAUGGCCAAACUGUGCCCAAAAUUAGCCCAAAAGCUUUGCUCAGGGUAGCUUGGUUUUAAAGUCCUAACAAAUGUAAGAUUUCUCCCCCACCCCACUCCCCACCUUCUGUUUAUUUAAUCUUUUUAGCACUUAACUUCCCAAGCUUUUUCUCUUACACUGUUAAGGAUUUUUUAACAAAGUAAUUCCCACAGAGGAGCAGAGUUCGUAUUCUGGAGAUAGUGAGAAAAGUCUGAAUUCAAACCUCUAAGGAAGAUUACCUGAUACUUCAGGAUAAGGUCUGUGGCUGGAAGUCCAGGUGGGAAGCACAUAGUCAGGCGAAGCUGUCAUGCACAGGGACCAGCAAGCAUCAUCGGGUCAAGCGCUGGGCUUCAACUUGAGGUGAGUUUCCUACAUUAUCCAGGUGCAGAGGCUCUGAUCACAACCACCACAGCUCCCUCAGCUACCUGAGGGGGGCACACUGGCAGGCACCUGUCAUCUCAGUCUUUUUUGCUACCUUUCAUACCAAUUAAAUACCUUUCUCUGAACGUUAGUCCCCUGUUGGUCUGAGAACCUUGAGGAUCGCGUGUGUGUGUUUGUUUCAUGUUUACAAUUCCUUCCUUUUGCAUACUUCUUUUGGUUCAUUUCCUUGUUAGUAUUUAUUUUUAAGCCAAAUGUUUGUAGUCCUUUGCCUCCCCCUCCUCAUUUUUUUGACACUAACUUGUAGAUGUUUGUUAGAGUUUUCUCAGAAACAGCUGGGCAGGAGCCCAGGCCACUGGGCUGGGAGUUUCUACUUACAAGGGUUUGUGAUCCAGGAGUGGCUGAGAGGUGCCGUCUGAAGCGAUCUUGUCAGGCUCUUUUAAAAGGCUCUGUUGUCCUGGAAUGAGUUAUGAAUGUUUGGCUAUGUUUGGAUGCGUGCUCUGUGCCCAGCCACCAUCCCCUGUGCUGCUCACACGGGAGGAGUUGGAUGUGCAAAGUGGGGCUGCUUCACUGUCUGUGUCUCGCGUUAAACAAGGCGGAUACUUGGAUUAGCAGCCCUGUGCUAGCGCUGGAUGGACCUCGAAGGAGAUCAGUAGUAUAGCUUUACAAGUAAUUGUGUUGACUCAAAAGCUGAGGUCUAGGAAAAGAAAACCUUCCUUCUACCUGCUCGUUUUCUGCAGACCUCAGUAUGCACCAGCAAACGUUCAGCUAUCUAACUGGCAGCUACUCUCCGUGUUGUGUAGGACAUCUCUAGCUCUGUGUAGCUCCUUGCCUGAACAAACUGCGACUCUUGUUUUACUGCUGGCUCUGAGCAGCCCUUAGCAAGACUGAUGUAAUUUUCUGCUACUGGAUAAAAACCUUCACUGGGAGACAGACUUUGUCUUUCUUUGUUCCAGCUGUAACAUUUCAAAACACACAACGAUAGACCAAGCAAUGGAAAAUUUUGCACCACUGUGUCAUAAGAAGAAGUUUCAAUGUAUAGUGUAGAGAUUGCUAACUUGUGCUAUUAACAUUUUGACAAGCGUGUAGUAUCACUUCCUUUCCUUUUUCUUUCGUUGUUUUGUUUAAAAACAAACCAACCAACCAUUGAGUUACUCCUCAGCUAGCUACAAAUACAAAUUUUACCCCAUGGGUAGGAUUUUAUUGUUAAAUGCCGUAACGAAGCACACUAAUCUUGGCACUGCAGAUGGAAAGACAAACCAAAACCAAGCAAGCAAAAGCCCAACCCCAAAUCCUGCCUUGAAAAGCUGAACAAACCUUUCUCCAUUUUGAUAGUUGCAUGCACCUAUAUGGACUGGCUGUGGCAAUGUAAUGCCUGUAUCAUGUUUUCAAAUAAAAAAUAAAUGCUUUAUGAAA